CAAUUACUUCAGGACACCAUGAGUCUACGAAGGAGAUGCUGGUUCGUGUGAGCUCAAAUAUUUUUUUUUUUUUUUUUUCAAUUGUAAGACUCACUGCCUAUGCAACGAGGCAAAAUAGCACCGCUGGGGGGGCGUGAAGGCAGCACACGAGACAGUGAGCUGGAGGAAGACGCCCAGGCAAGGCAAGUAGAGUUUGGAAAUGUCAAAUCUUCGGUGGGUAUUAGAGUUUACAGCGCGCCUCGCACAGCCAAUCAGUUGGCUGGAGUCAGCUCAGCCUCUGCCGGAGUUGUUUUGGAGCCCGAGCUCAGUGUGACACUGUGCGUAAAAUCUACCUGUCAGACGCAGCGGCGGUGCCAUGGCAGGCAGAGCUGAGCGAGCAAAGUCCAUCCUCACACACACGGAAUAAGUUCCUGUUAAACGGAUGUCAUAAUGUUGCGCUACGAUGGCAGUUUCUCCCAAAACUGAUGAUGUGAAGUAGAAAAGUGGGUCCGUCCGUCUCCAUCGACUCAGUUGCGCCGAGGAACGAUGCUGAGCAAAGCUGCGGGAGGAUUUUCCACUACAGCUACCAGACUGCCAAAUUUUUUUUGGACUCCAUCCUCUGAUCCACUUGACAUUUGAAACUGCCAUAAUGGAGAGCCUCAGCGAGCUCCAGAACCCGCUGCUAGACAAAACCAGCAGACACAUGGUGCACAACGAUUACCAGGGUUAUCAGUGUGACUACUCGAGCCAGCCUUACCAGGACAGCCUCAUUGGCUACUACUACACUGGGACUAAUGGCGGGCAUAAGACUCAACAGUUCCUGGACGCCACAUCCCUGCAUCUGGCUGUCGAGGCCUUCUACGGGCCCAACUUUAUCCUGUACAAGGACGACGUGAGCCUUCACAGCAAGGACUCCAAGAGCGAGAGCUUUGAGACCACUUUCACAGAGAGUAAGGACGCUGUGGUGGAUGGAGUUUCCGCAGAAACCCCUCUGGACAACACGCAAGGAGAGAAGGAUCCGAAGAUCCAGACGGUGUCAUACGAGGUGGAGGAUGAGCAGGGUCCUGAGUAUGAGAGUGACAGCUCCAGUGACAGUGAGAGCGAGGACAACUUCAUCGUGCUGCCCCCUCGGGAUUAUCUGGGCCUAGCCAUCUUCUCCAUGCUCUGCUGCUUCUGGCCCUUGGGCAUCGUUGCCUUUUACUACUCUCACAAGACAGGCAAGGCCAUCUCUAAGGGAGACUUCUCCAGAGCGGGGAUGAGCUCCAGAAGAGCCCUAUUCCUGGCCGCUCUCUCCAUCACCAUUGGAACAGGGAUGUAUGUGGGGGUGGUUGUGGCCCUCAUAGCCUACCUGUCCAAGCCCGGACAUGUAUAGCACUGGGACCUGUUUGCUUGGGGGGAAGAUGGAGAGAAAAAGGAGGCGAGACUGAAAGAAGGGAAAAGACGAGACCUCUCCUGGAGGCGUGUGCUCAUGCUGCUGCUUGGCUGUCUGUGAAAAGAAGAAGCUGUAUGAAGAGAAAAGACUAAACCAGAAAUUGAGUGAGAACAAGGAAAGAACAAGAUGUGUGGAUGGAGUAUUACUUGGACUGCAUAUUGAUCUUUAUUUUUUGGGAUGCAACACUCCCACCAAGGUACUCCACCACCACAGUGAGAUAAAAAGACAGCGCUGAGAGUGAAUUCUCUUCCACAAAGACUGCUGUACUAUUAUGUUAGAAAAAAAACUGAGCUCAUAUCAGAAGGGAACUACCUACAUUUUACCACAUUAGUCAUUUAAAGCUAUUUUAUUUUACCUUUAUAGUAGGUGUAGGCUAUUCUCUGCCAGUACUAUUGCAGAUUAUGUAUAGACCACUUUGUAAAUGAAUUUCUUGGAAAAAAUAGUCAGCCAGUGGGCUCUUAUGUGAUUGUUUAUUCAAGGAAUAUACCGCAAAUUGAUCCAGUCGGUAAACAGAGAGAAGUGGACCCAUAAUAGAAGGAGAACAAAGGUGAUCCUCACAGUGUACACAAAGUUUCUGAGCAGUGGUCAAGAGGGUUAUUUGUGUUUAUUGUGUACUGUAAAUUUAGUCAAUAAAUACAUUUGGCAUGAAUAAUGAAA
Messenger RNA from Epinephelus lanceolatus (giant grouper), 2068 nucleotides. RefSeq names its product synapse differentiation-inducing gene protein 1-like. Gene Ontology annotation, cellular component: intracellular membrane-bounded organelle; membrane. Lineage: Eukaryota; Metazoa; Chordata; Actinopteri; Perciformes; Serranidae. The record is from RefSeq and is a predicted model, not a curated record.